AUGGGAAAGUCGUCCAAAGACAAGCGCGAUGCGUACUACCGGCUAGCCAAAGAGCAAGGAUGGCGUGCAAGAAGUGCCUUUAAGCUGCUCCAGCUGGACGAGGAGUUCAACCUCUUCGAAAACGUCACCCGUGUUGUCGACCUCUGCGCAGCCCCAGGGAGCUGGUCCCAGGUGUUGUCCCGGGUGCUCAUCAAAGGCGAGAAGUUCGGCCGCUCUGCCUGGCAAGACAAGGAGGCCAAGUUCCGGCAGCACAUGCUCAACGUCGUUCCGUCCGACGAAAAGCCAAGCACUUCUGCAGAUGCCCCAGCUUCAAACAACGAACCAAAGCCCCGCCGGGACGUCAAGAUCGUAGCCAUCGACCUACAACCCAUCAGCCCGCUCCCCGGCAUCAUCACCCUGCGCGCAGACAUCACCCACCCGGCCACCGUCCCCCUACUCCUCCGGGCCCUCGACCCAGAGUACGACCCCUCACCCACGCCUCAAACCCAACCCCAAAACAAAAACCAAAACCAAAACCAGCAAAACCAAACCCCCUCGUCCCAACAACCCGUCGACCUCGUAAUCAGCGACGGCGCCCCCGACGUAACCGGCCUGCACGACCUCGACAUCUACGUGCAAUCGCAGCUCCUCUUCGCCGCGCUCAACCUCGCGCUGUGCGUGCUCAAACCAGGCGGCAAGUUCGUGGCCAAGAUUUUCAGGGGUCGCAACGUCGACCUGCUGUAUGCGCAGCUGAAGGUGUUUUUCGACAAGGUGUAUGUCGCCAAGCCAAGGUCGUCGAGGGCGAGUAGUGUGGAGGCGUUUAUUGUUUGUGUGGAUUUCAGGCCGCCCGAGGGGUUUAGAGCUAGUUUGGAGGAGCCGUUGGGGGUGGGGGGGAGGUUGGCUGGGUUUGUUGGGCCGAAGGAUACACCGGUCGUGUCGGCCGUGUCUGGGCCGGCGUCGAGAGUGACGAUGCAGAACCCGGACACGGGAGCGUGGGAUUUCACGCCGGGACGGACAACACACCCGUUGGACACAUCAGCAGCGGACGGGCACGGAAUCCACGACCUCGAGGUAGACGAUCUCUCGACAGACCCCCGAGACAAGAACACACGCUGGAUCGCCCCCUUCGUAGCCUGCGGCGACCUCUCGGCCUUCGACUCCGACGCCUCGUACAAGCUGCCCGACGACCACGUCUCGCUGGACCCUGUGCAGCCGCCGACUGCGCCGCCGUAUAAGCGGGCUAUCGAGCUAAGGAGGGCACAUGGGGGGGCGUAUGCUGCGGCCAAGCGGGAAAGUACAUAG
This is a messenger RNA of Dichotomopilus funicola, 1281 nucleotides long. Its product is annotated as FtsJ-like methyltransferase-domain-containing protein. The transcript is spliced from 2 exons. NCBI's taxonomy places the organism in Eukaryota, Fungi, Ascomycota, Sordariomycetes, Sordariales, Chaetomiaceae. The record is from RefSeq and is a predicted model, not a curated record. Gene Ontology annotation, biological process: cytoplasmic translation; tRNA methylation. The coding region runs from base 1 to 1281 and encodes 426 amino acids. Gene Ontology annotation, cellular component: cytoplasm. Gene Ontology annotation, molecular function: tRNA methyltransferase activity.